AACCCAGCUGAGUUAUGUGUAAACUCCUUCUUCUAGACAAUAAAAGGACCUCAUUAUCGGUGCUUGAGUCAAAGCAGAACUCGUAUCAGAAGAUCAGAACUGCUUUUCUUCAGGCACUGUAUCUGUAAAACAGAGGGCUGUACACAGAGGCUAAAAUGACUGCACAAGAGAUUGUUGCUUUCAAAGCAGACAAUGGAAAAUUUUGGAGCGUAAUUAAUUAUGGCAGUAGCAACACAAUUGAAGCAGCAAAAUCCAGUCUUGACUGCUUCUGUGAGUUUUUGGUGUGUCCCGCUUCAUGUGGAAAAAUUUACAUCAAGACCCCUCAUGGCAUGUAUCUGAGUCGUAUCAACCAUGGUGCUACUGACAUCAUUGAGCCAGCCAAAAAAACACCAGAUGUUUACUGUGAGUUCCAGCUGUUCAUCCAAGAUGGUAAAAUGGUUCUCAAAGCUGACAAUGGCAAAUACUUAAGUCGUAUCAACCGGGGAGGCAAAGACAACAUUGAACCUGCAAAGCAACAUAUUGAUGAAUACUGCCUCUUUGAAGUGAUUGAUCCAAAGAAUGCUUCCUUGGGGAUACUGGCGCUUUUUGCGAAUAAUUGUGUUCCAGUGUCAUUCAAAACCGAUUUGGGACACUUCUGGAGUGUUGUUCAGAAUGGAGAUGCCCACACAAUUGAAGCACCAGAUUCAGCCAUGACACCUUCUGCCGAAUUCCUCAUGGAAAAAACUCCAUGUGGAAAGAUCCUUCUGAAAACUCCACAGAACAUGUACCUGAGUCGUAUUAACCGUGGAAUUGACUUUAUAGAAGCUGCUAAAGCUACUGCAGAUGUCUAUUGCCAGUAUACAGUUAGUCAUUCCUAUAAGAUGGUUCUUCAAGCUGACAAUGGCAAAUACUUGAGCCGAAUCCGCCGUGGUUCUACGGAUAACAUUGAGGCAGCAAAGCAAGAUAUUGAUGUGUUUUGCCAAUUUGAUGUGGUCCCAUACAGUGGUUAAUCAGUCUGAUAGAUGUCAGUUUACUUGUCUUAGUUCUUGUGCCAGAGAGAAGUUAUUAAUUGUUUAACCCCAAAAUUUAUUUUGCUUUUUUUUUUGUAUGUCUGAACUUCAACAGACUAGACUCUACAAUAUGUAAAAUGGGUCAUGCCAGUGUUUACAUUGCCAUAUUGAAGCACACUGAGAGAAAAAAAAAGUUUUGAUGCUUGGGAUGAGGGUUUCUACUUUAGUACUUGUAACAAUGACACUGUAUUAUUUCUGGUUCAUAUAUUUAAAAUUUUGGUACAAGCGGAUUUUUACUAUUGUACAGCAACCACAUAAAGCAAAGCACAACAUUUAUUUUAGGAUAUAUUACCAGACCUGAAUUCCUAAGUAAUCACCACCACUGCUAUACCAAUUGCCUUUUGGUGUUAUGACUGUGAUUUAUCUGCCUUUGUCAUAAUUCCAGUCUUUAAAAUAUGACUUUUACUCACUCAGGCAACUUGAUGCAAUACAGUCCAGCAUGCAAACCAAAUGGAAUUUGUAUUUAGCACGUGGGCAGUAAGUCUUGGUUCAAAUCUGUGAGAGGUCAUUUCAUCACAAAACUACAAACAUUUGUCUUGACACCACAUCAUUUUUCCCAGGGCAUCUUUAUUUAAUGCAGGGCUUAAACACGCACCUUAAAAAUAUUACAGUCAGACAACCAGUUCUUAUCAGGUUUAAUUUUUCUUACUGAACUGUAAUGCACACAGAACUGCCCUCUCAUGCUUUGUUUUCAAGGUAAAGCCAAUUUAUUCUGACUACUGAACAAAAAUAAAGUGGUUACAAUGGGA
Molecule: messenger RNA, 1798 nt
Organism: Protopterus annectens (West African lungfish)
Lineage: Eukaryota; Metazoa; Chordata; Ceratodontiformes; Protopteridae
Exons: 3
Coding region: 156-989 (277 amino acids)
Source: RefSeq, a predicted model, not a curated record